Molecule: messenger RNA, 1822 nt
Organism: Dothidotthia symphoricarpi CBS 119687
Lineage: Eukaryota; Fungi; Ascomycota; Dothideomycetes; Pleosporales; Dothidotthiaceae
Exons: 2
Coding region: 130-1515 (461 amino acids)
Molecular function (GO): zinc ion binding
Source: RefSeq, a predicted model, not a curated record
GAACGACUUGCAGGACCGAGUUGACGGAUCAGUUAGGUUUGUGGCGUGGAGAUGGCGGAGUCGAGAUAGUAUAUAUCUUGACGUUGGGCAUGAGCAGAUACAGAACAUCACAACUCCAACUACUUCUUCAUGUCAGCUGAGCAAUUUGAGAAGCUCUCUCUAGCCGAGGCCAUGGUGACAACAAGAGCUGGCACUGCAAGGGCAUCGGCAGCCAGGAGAGCACCUUUACAAAACCUCGACCAAGACCAGCCAGUACCUUCAGUCGAGUCGCCUGCUUCGCCAACACCAUCUCUUGUUGUGUCGACAAACAACCUGCGGUACAAUGUCUCCGCCUUCGACACCAAUCUGCGCAGAAGAGUCAAGAGGGGACUGGAAGACAACGAGAUCAGGAUGAAGUACUGCGCAGUUUCGGACGAUGAGGACGAGACGAAGUACUUCCAUCUCGAUGAUGAUAUUACCGUGGCAAUGGGUGGAAAUCUUCGCGCGCCCAAAUGUACAUGUGGAGCUAACGAGAAGGGAAUCGCUUGCAAGCACAUCUACUGGGUGGGAGACCAGAUUGUCUCAACGACACCGAAGAAGUCCAGACCGGAGACUCUACGUCUGUCGAUGGAUGGAUCGACCUUCCAGGACCUGAAACCAGCUGAUAUCGUGGACGAAAAAGGUCUGGAGGAUGUAGCCGAAGACCUUGGAUGGGUUUUCCAAGACGAGGACUUACCUGAAGAUGAAGAAGAGAUGAAGGAUGCUAUCAUCAACAUGCUCUCCGUGUUCGAACCUCAGGAUGCCCUGCCAGGAGAAUUCAAAUGCCCUGAGUCCCCCUUGACGUCCGAACGGGCGAAGAAGUAUCAGGAGUUUGCGGAACUCUUUACUCAGUACGCCACCCGAGAUCCUGGACUUUUUCUCGAGGCACGCAACAUCAUCGAUCCAAACUUCCAGUCCCGCGUUUUCUUCGACAAGAUCGGCACGCGCAUCACUCGGACUUUCAAAGCUCUGGACAAGUACAUCGCUCACGGUCCCAUGUACGCCUCUCCAGACAAACUCAGGUACGACGUACAGAGUUGUGCUGAAAAGCUCAGAGCUUUGGUCAAUGCCAUUGACGAGUUCUAUCAACAACAAGAUGAGGAUGAGCCGGGCACUAAAGACGUCGCCGUGCGAGCAGGUGCAGCUCUGGUAAGGAUUCUGGAUCUCGUCGCCGAUCGCAAUGCCAAUGCAUACGAGAAUAUCACCUGGGGCAUGGAGACUCCCUCGAAUCCUGCGGAGAACAAUCUGUUUGUCGCGCUGAUCGGGGAGCAAGACGACGACGAGCCGAUGUUCGUUCUCGACGCUCUCCGUGCGUUGCCCCAGGAGGAUCUUGUGAGAAACCACUGGGAGACGCUUCAGAGCAUCGAACAGAAGCUCCAACGACCUGAGACACCUUCGGACUAUACGAUGACGUUCCGCAGAGUCGUCUAUGACAGUCGCAAGAGGGCCGCUUCCGAAAUCCGCGGAGGCGAGGCUAAAAGGGCCAUGCAGGAGUAGGCUCUACGACAUGGUGGCGAGAGCAGCAACAACGGCGAUUAUAACAUUCCUUCGACUCGAUUCUGAAACCCGACUUUUUCUGGAACUGGGUAAAGUAGGGUAUUGCACUCCUUUUGGGUUGCGUCCUGUUGGCGUUGAUGGAAUUUUGGAUUUUUCUUCGCUCCUUCUUGUAAUAGCUUUGUUUUUCUACCCUUCUUCCUGUCCUUUCCUGGACCCUUUAUUUUCGAUUCUUUGUGUUCAUUUACGGCAUUUACAUUUGUUUACCAGGCUAGCCGGGCCACCCUCAUCUUCGACACUCUCAUUCAAG